Clonostachys rhizophaga is the source of this 1527-nucleotide messenger RNA. Lineage: Eukaryota; Fungi; Ascomycota; Sordariomycetes; Hypocreales; Bionectriaceae. The record is from the annotation of a GenBank genome assembly.
AUGUCAGGACAUUUCCGAGGCUCCGAGGCCGCCCAGGCCUUCCCAAAACAGCCCCAGUUUUCGGGGUUCAUGAAGCCAUGCCGCUUCGAAGGCGAGAUCCAACAUCUUGAGGUUGAGGGUGACUUGCCCAAAGAGCUUGAUGGAACUUUCUACCGUGUCAUGCCCGACCCCCAAUUCCCACCCUUUAUUGAGAAUGAUCCUUGGUUCAAUGGGGAUGGCAACAUCAGUGCUUUUCGGUUCAGCAAGGGCAGCGUCCAUCUCCAGCAAAAGUACGUGCGCACCGAAAAGUUCACCAGGGAAAGGGAGGCCAAGAGAGCUCUUGCGGGGGCGUAUCGGAACAAGUAUACGGAUGCUGUCGAGUUCAAGAUCCGCACGACUGCCAACACAAACAUCGUAUACUUUAACAAGAUGUUGUUGGCUAUUAAGGAAGACGCAGCUCCCUGGGCCAUGGAUCCCGCCACGCUCGAUACGAUUGGCCUCUGGGAUUUCAACGGCCAACUUCCCAGUCUCACCUUCACUGCUCACCCAAAGCUGGAUCCCGUCACAAAGGAGCUGGUUUGCUUCGGAUACGAGGCCAAGGGCGAUGGGACGCCGGACAUAUGUUAUUACAACAUUAGCCCAAGUGGGAAGUUUACGCAAGUUGUCUGGCUCGUAUCGCCCGUGGUGGGGAUGAUUCACGAUUUCGCAGUGACUGAAAACUGGGUUCUGUUUCCAAUGAUCCCUCAAUUAUGUGACAUUGAGAGGCUUAAGCAAGGGGGAGAGCACUGGCAGUGGGACCCGGAAGUCCCCUUUUACUUGGGCGUCCUGCCGCGCAGAGGGGCCAAAGGCGAUGAUAUUAAGUGGUUCAAGGCUCCAAAUGCUUUCCCGGGCCACACCACAAAUGCAUACGAAACGCCCGAGGGCAACAUCGUUUUCGACCUCCCCUUGACUGACAAAAACGUAUUUUUCUGGUGGCCUGACGCCAACGGGAACGCCCCAGAGCCCCACGAUAUCCAAGCCAAGUAUGUGCGGUUCACGCUCGACCCUAAAUCAUCCAACCUCGAGCUGCCCCCCCACGAGAUCAUCGCCGAGUGCGAUAUGGAGUUUCCCCGGAUCGACGACCGCAUGUCCAUGAAGCGUCACAGGCAUAGCUUCUUCGACAUGAUGGAUCCUACCCGGGGCACAGACUUUGCCGCCAUCAUGCCUGUGCUCGGCGGCGGGCACCCCUUGUACAACUCCCUGGGCCAUCUUGACCACCACACCGGCCAGCUUGAGGUGUACUUCCCUGGGAAGACGCACAUGGUCCAGGAGCCUGUGUUUGUUCCGCGAUCGGAUGCUGCGCCGGAGGGUGACGGCUUCCUGAUCGUGCUGGUGAGUAACUAUGCUACCAUGUCGAGCGAACUGCACAUUGUAGACACCAGAGACUUCUCCACCGCGAGGGCAAUUGUCCAUUUGAAUAUUCGACUAAGGGCAGGGUUGCAUGGGAAUUGGGUUGAUUCGAGGGAUCUGGAGGAUCAAGAGAGCUUACCGCAAGCCGGUUCUACUUAA